AUGUUCAAACGGAAGCAACACGGGCAGUUUAUUCAGGCGAUGUGCCAGCCACGCCGCAGCACGCCGUUUCUCCCACUGGCGGUGUUUUUGCUGCUGUUGGUGUGUUGCGCCGGUGGGUGCCUCGCCGUCGCUCCUGCCCGGAAGCACCGCUGGGGGUUUGACGAGAUGAUAGGGGGAGGUGGCCGCCGGCGACUGCGGUGGUGCGUGAUGUGCCGCGCAGAGGACAGGGCGCGAUGCAGGCGUACACUGUCGCCGCACAAGGCGUGGGGAGUGAGUGGGCCCCGAUCCGCAUCAAAGUGUCCGCGAAGGACAUGUACGAUCCGUCGAGGCACUGUGCCGCAGUGGGGGGAUGUGAGCAUGCCCGAUGGCAGAAGGGUGAAAUGCACAGAGGACAUUAUUUUGACGGAGGCGAAGAAGGACAUUAUUUUGAAGCAACUCCUCCCGGCAGCAAUUAAGAUGCACACCGAUCGUCUGUCCGUGAAGCCUGUAGAAGAUACCAUCCGUAUGCCCAUGCCAGAUCAUGGUCUAGGGCCGUGCAGCAAUUUCACCAUCCCUUCCUGGCACCACACCAUCGGCGUGAGCGGCGCCGACAUGAUCCUCUACGUCGACGCUUUCCUAGGUAGGGAAUUCGUUGCAGUGGCGGAUGUAUGCGCCACUCUAAAGGACGGACGCCCGUGCGCUGGCGUCGUAAACUUCAACCCGCGGCACGUAAGGGCCACUGAUGAAGCUGUUCGUAUUACAACGCACGAGAUUGGGCACGCCCUUGGGUUUUCGUUCAAUCAGUUUUCAGAGUUCAAUAUGCUCUCCAAUGUCUCCAAUGUG
Molecule: messenger RNA, 822 nt
Organism: Trypanosoma rangeli
Lineage: Eukaryota; Euglenozoa; Kinetoplastea; Trypanosomatida; Trypanosomatidae
Product: leishmanolysin
Exons: 1
Biological process (GO): cell adhesion; proteolysis
Cellular component (GO): cytoplasm; membrane
Molecular function (GO): metalloendopeptidase activity
Source: RefSeq, a predicted model, not a curated record